This is a messenger RNA of Fimicolochytrium jonesii, 1303 nucleotides long. RefSeq lists its product as uncharacterized. Bases 143 to 892 code for a protein of 249 amino acids. The record is from RefSeq and is a predicted model, not a curated record. NCBI's taxonomy places the organism in Eukaryota, Fungi, Chytridiomycota, Chytridiomycetes, Spizellomycetales, Powellomycetaceae. The transcript has 2 exons.
AUCUUGGAUAAGAGACCCAUUACCGAUCUCAGACGGAGUCCCCGCCGCCCUCAACGUCCUCCAGAUCCCUGCUCCCUCCAGUCUUACUCUUCCGAGCACCAUUCCCUUCAGAGUUCAUACUCUCAACGCCGUCCGAAACAGAAUGACCUCCCCACCACCAUCGACAACUCACGAUACCCUCCAUCCACACAACAUGUACCCCAACACCCACAUCCCCGUCCCCACAGACCCUCGCAUAGUCUACACCUACGCCGAACGCAACAAGGAGCCUAUCCUACAAGCCCUCACACCCUAUUUGCAAAAGGCAUCGCGUGUCCUCGAGCUAUCCUCCGGCUCCGGUCAACACAUCACCCAUUUCGCCGCCUCCUUCCCACACACUCAUUUCCAGCCCUCCGAACUCGCCGACCCCGCUUUACACGCCUCCAUCACGGCCUACAUCGCACCCCAUCCCAACAUCUCACCGCCCAUCACGCUCAACGUGUUAUCACAACCCAAUUGGGACAACCUCUUGACGUUAGUGGGCGAGGAAGGGGGGUAUGAUGUGGUGUAUAUGGGGAAUGUACUGCAUAUUGCGCCGUGGGAGGUCACGCUGGCGGUCGCGCAGAAUUUGCACAGGGUCGUGAGAGAGGAGGGAGUGGUGGUUGUGUAUGGACCGUUUAAGAAGGAAGGGAAGUUCACGACGGAGAGCAAUGAGGAUUUUAAUAGGACCCUACGAGAGCGGAAUGCGGAGUGGGGGUUACGGGAUAUUGGGGAUGUUGAGAGGGAGUUUGGGAAGGGUGGGUUGCGGUUGGUGGAGGUGAGGGAUAUGCCAGCGAAUAACUUUCUUUUAGUAUUUGGGAGGGCCGCGGAAGGAAUCAAGGAUAGUGUAGAGUUUGAUGGGACUGUAGAGUAGAUGGGAGUAGAGGAGAGUAGAGGAGGAUACGCUAGAUGAUGGACGAAAUGCCUAUGUACAAAUGUGUGGACAGAGAAUUUCCAAGCGGACGAAAUCUACGGCCGCUCGUCGGCCUGUUUUAUCGCCUCUCGCAACCAUCUAUCCUCUAGACUGAAGCACCCCUCAUCAGCGCCCUCCACCCAGUAACAGCAAACCCCACCCCAAAAAGUGCAUCCGCAACCCCAUACGUCGCAAAAAACAACGCAGCAAGCGUCCUCCGCAACGUCGCCUUGCCGGCAAGCGCUCUCCGCCGAUGCACGGAUGCGGUCCGCAGGUAGUGGAUGACGUAGAUGGCUUUUUCGAGGGUGAAGGCGAGGCAGAGGAGGGGGGAUGUCUGUUGCGAAUAGAGAGAGAACGAUGAAUGAUCGAGCG